This is a messenger RNA of Seriola aureovittata, 5798 nucleotides long. RefSeq names its product phosphatidylinositol-4,5-bisphosphate 3-kinase, catalytic subunit gamma (gene pik3cg). The record is from RefSeq and is a predicted model, not a curated record. NCBI's taxonomy places the organism in Eukaryota, Metazoa, Chordata, Actinopteri, Carangiformes, Carangidae. Gene Ontology annotation, cellular component: phosphatidylinositol 3-kinase complex, class IB; cytoplasm; plasma membrane. Gene Ontology annotation, biological process: phosphatidylinositol 3-kinase/protein kinase B signal transduction; cell migration; phosphatidylinositol-3-phosphate biosynthetic process. The coding region runs from base 346 to 3726 and encodes 1126 amino acids. The transcript is spliced from 25 exons. Gene Ontology annotation, molecular function: 1-phosphatidylinositol-3-kinase activity; 1-phosphatidylinositol-4-phosphate 3-kinase activity.
AGGCGGUAGCUGGCCAGGAGAAGCUCCAGCCCAUGUCUUCAUCAUCAGAGAGGGAGGAUCUGGUUGACACUGCGGAGCCACAUUCACUGCUCGUCUGUGGAAAUGAGGAGAAGCAUGAUCAGGACACUCGAGUGGCGAUGAGACAAAGAAAAGGAAGCAGGUAAACGAUAGCUCUACCCUGCUGCGUCGACGCUCCCUGCUGUGACCUCUGGGGGGCGACAGGCUGCUGCUGCUGCUGCUGGGGAGAGGAGGAGGAGGCCGGGCAUAGGAAUGUAGAUCACUGCUGGUGCUGGAGAUGCAGACCACAGAGGAGCUGAGAAUGACACAGAAUAUAUAAGCUAGGCGAUGGAUGGGCAGCAGAUCCAGGUGAGCGACGAAGAGCCUAAAGUCCUGAGAGAAGACACCCGGAGGAGGAGGAGAAAGAAAGCCAUCACGUCGUCCUCUGGCACGUCCAUGGAUCAGAUAACUGUGGAGUUCGUGCUGCCCACUGUGGCACGGGGCGGAAGCGGCCCUGACAGUCUGCUGCUGGAGGUCGCUGGAAACUGGACCGUAGAACAGGUGAAAGCUCAGGUGUGGCUGAAGGCGGUGACUUCAAACCUCUGCCCUGAGUUCUACCAGCGGUUUUCCCCUGACCACUGCAUCCUGCUCUACCAGAAGAAAGGCAACGUGUGUGAGAUCUACGACAAGCACCAGGUCUUCCAGACGCUCGACUGCAUUCGCUACUGGAGAGCCCUGAAGAAGGACGUGGGGCGGAUCCAGCUGGUGCCCCGCCCCCAGCCCUCGGACGAGUCCCUGCAGUACCAGCGCUACCUGAACUACCUGAUUGGCUACGAUGUGACGGAUGUCAGCAAUGUGCACGACGAUGAGCUGGAGUUCACCCGCAGGAAGCUGCUGACGCCGCGACGCAUCGAGCUGUCUGACCGCGACCCUAAACUCUACUCCAUGGACCCAUGGGUGACCCGCAAGCUGCUGCCUGAGCACCUGCUGAGCAAGGUCAGUAACGGUCACAUCCUGGUGGUGAUCCACAUCACCACGGCCAGCCAGACCAUCAAGGUCUCCAUCGACGACACACCGGCACAGGUGCUGGCAAGUUUUUUCGCCAAGACAGCAAAUAAAAGACCGUUGCUGGGCAUCCCUGAAAACAUGUGUGAGGCGGACUAUGUGCUGCGUGUGUGUGGCAGGGAGGAGUACCUGUACGGGGAUAAACCACUGCAGAACUUCAACUGGAUCCGUCAGUGUCUGAAAAAUGGUGAAGAGAUCCACCUGGUUCUGGAGAUGCCGCCUGAUCCCGAUCAGGAUCUGGUCCAGAGGGAGGACUGGGCCCAAGUGGAUGACUGCACCGGAGUAGCAGGUACCCAUGAGCAGUUGACCAUCGACGAGAAAGACCAUGAACGAGUGUUCACCAUCUCCAUGUGGGACUGUAACAGGAAGUUCAGAGUGAAGGUGCUGGGUAUCGACAUCCCAUCCCUGCCCAAAAUCCCAGAGUUCAUUGUCUUCAUAGAGGCCAGCAUCUUCCACGGCCAGCAGCUUUUAGCCCAGGAGAGGACGACCUCCAAAACCUUCAACGAGGAAGUGCUGUGGAACUGCUGGUUGGAGUUCAACAUUAAGAUCAAGGACCUGCCGAAGGGGGCACGCCUCAACCUCCAGGUGGUUUGUGGGAAGCAACCUCUGACACCAAACUCCAAGGGAAGCUCCUACCAGGACAAUACGGGAGGAGGGGGCAGCCAUGAUGGAAAGACCAAGAGUCGUCUCCUGUACUAUGUCAACCUGCUGCUGAUCGACCACCGCUCUCUGCUCCGCCAAGGUGAGUUCAUCCUCCACAUGUGGAAAAUGCCAGAGAAGAGUGAGGAAAGCAGCAGCAGCAUCAACGCAGACAAGCUCACCUCGGCAACCAACCCAGACAAGGCCUCCUCCAUGGCCAUUGCCAUUUUACUGGACAAGUACUGUUACCCCGUGGUGCUGCCCAAGAGCCGGGACGUGAGCCGGGACGUGAGCCGGGACGCGGUGGCUGGGGGUGAGGAAGCCGAGGCAGGGGAGCGGGGUCAGAGAGAGAUGCCAAACCAUCUGAAGAAACAGUUUGGGGCUAUCGUGGCGACCGACCCCCUGCAUCCACUCAGUCCUGAGGACAAAGAGCUGCUCUGGCACUUCAGACAAGAGUGUAUGCGCGACCCCAGGGCUUACCCAAAGCUGCUGGGCUCAGUCAGGUGGGGGAAACAGGAAGAUGUUUUGGCAACACAUCGUCUGUUGGAGCGCAGCAGUGCCUGGGACAGCAGUGGCCUGGAUGUCGGUCUGGCCAUGCAGCUGCUGGACUGUCACUACUCUGAUGCUCAGGUUCGCUCGAUGGCUGUCAGGAAGCUGGAGACUCUGGAGGAUGAUGAUGUGCUCAGGUAUCUCCUGCAGCUUGUACAGGCGGUCAAGUUUGAGCCCUACCAUGACAGUGCCCUUGUGAGGUUCCUGCUGAAGAGAGCUCUGAGGAGUAAGCGUAUUGGUCAUUUUCUCUUCUGGUUCCUGCGCAGUGAGAUUGCCCAGUCCAUGCACUACCAGCAGAGGUAUGCUGUGCUGCUGGAGGCCUACCUCAGAGGCUGUGGUGAGGCCAUGCUGCAGGACUACAGGAAACAGGUGGAGAUGACUGAGGCUCUGCAGAAAGUCACUCGUGAGAUGAAGGCCAUGUCGGCUGACAAAUAUGACGUCACUGCACAAGUGGUAUUUCAGUUGCGUCAGAAGCUGGAGACUCUGCAGUUGUCGGGUCUGCCAGAGAGUUUCAGAGUCCCUUAUGAUCCUGGGCUGAGAGCUGGAGCCCUGUUGAUCGAGCAGUGUAAAGUGAUGGCGUCUAAGAAGAAGCCAUUGUGGCUGCAGUUUAAAAGGGCCGACCCCACCACUCUGUCCAAAGACCCCAUCGGCAUCAUCUUCAAAGAUGGCGACGACCUCAGGCAGGAUAUGCUCAUCCUCCAGAUCCUGCUCAUCAUGGAGUCAAUCUGGGAGACUGAGUCCCUGGAUCUGUGUCUGUUACCGUACGGCUGCAUCUCCACUGGAAACAGAAUAGGUAUGAUUGAGAUUGUGAAGGAUGCCACCACCAUCGCUAACAUCCAGCAGAGCGUUGUUGGAAGCACUGGCGCUUUUAAAGAUGAAAUCCUGUAUCAGUGGCUGCGGGACAAGUGUGUCAGCGAGGACAAGUUCCAGCAGGCUGUGGAGAGGUUCCUGUAUUCCUGUGGUGGCUACUGUGUGGCUACAUACGUCCUGGGAAUUGGGGAUCGCCAUAACGACAACAUCAUGAUCACUGAAUCUGGGAAUCUCUUCCACAUCGACUUCGGUCACAUCCUGGGGAAUUACAAGAGCUUCAUGGGAAUCAGUAAGGAGUGGGUUCCCUUCGUGCUAACACCAGACUUCCUGUACGUCAUGGGGACAUCAGGAAAGAAAAGCAGCCCCCACUUCCAGAAAUUCCAGGACGUGUGUGUGAAGGCUUACCUCGCCCUUCGGCACCACACCAACCUGCUCAUCAUCCUCUUCUCCAUGAUGCUGAUGACCGGAAUGCCCCAGCUGACUAGUAAGGAGGAUAUUGAGUACAUCCGCGAGGCGUUGACUGUCGGCCGCAGCGAGGACGAUGCCCAGCGCCACCUGCUGGACCAGAUCGAGAUCUGCAGGGAGAAAGGCUGGAUGGUUCAGAUAAACUGGUUUGUUCACCUGGUGCUGGGGAUCAAGCAGGGUGUGGAGAAACGGUCCACUUAGGACAAGUUAGGAAAGAUGCAGAUUUUUUUUGUUCCUCUUCACAUUUUGUAAUUUAGACUGUGAGUCAUCUCAGAGAUGAAGAAUAAUGAGAACAGAUGAAUUAUUAAGACAUGGCAUGUGACAUGAGUGUAAAUCCUGUGGAGCAACAAAAUCAUAAAAAAACAAUAAUUUAAAAAGAGACUGGAACUUUUAAACAAAACUACGUCAGGUGUGCAAAGUGAAUAAAGAUAAUGAGGAUUUUAACCUGUGACACUGCACACAUGCUGAAGUUAAUUAACUUAAUUAUAUUUAAUGAUGAAGAUAACCUUCAAAGUUUCUUUUUUUUUUUUACCUCAAUCACCAUCAGUAUGGCAAUCAAAAGUCUUUUCCUGCUGUCAGAGUUACCUCUACUCUCGUUUCCAAAAUCUUCCAAAAUCUCCACAAUGAGUGUGAAGAUUGAAGUGCAGGUUGAGUGAUUUGGAGACUUUUCUAUGUGACAGCAGAAACUGAGCAUAGACAACAGUUAAAGGUCCCAUAUGUUACAUUUUUCCAAUGUUUUAUUUGAAGUGUUGAUCCAUAAGAAGAUAUAUUUGGGGAUUUAAGAACCAAAAACCAUCUCAGUGUAGUUUUACAUCUCCUCUUUCAGGCUUCUCUCUCGAGCUCUAGUAAAAACAGGUCAAUGAGCCAAUCAGGAGAAAGGAUGUGAUUCCUUCCUCUGAUUGGCUGACUGUUUUCUGAGUGAUCCAAUAAAAAUAUAGCAGAUUUCAGGUAAAAGACUCAGAGAAACCAAAUCUAAGCAAGGUUGGCUGGUGUGUCCAGGUGGGCGGGGCUUGGUGACUGCUUUGUUGUGACAUCACAAAGUUACAGCAGUCUGACGGCUCGUUUUAAGGCUCAGUUACUGAAUACAGGCUGUGUGCAUUUCUCUGUGGACUGAGGCUUUGAUACUUUUACAGUAUUAAAAUAGAACCUAGACCUGAUCUAUAAUCAGAAAGACAUGGACAUCUACUUUUAUACUGUAUGGGACCUUUAAUGAUAGAUUUUGGUUAAUGAGAAUAGAAAGUUUACAUGAGUGAGGAAUUUGAUCUCUUACAUCUCUUAUUUUAAUCAUUUUCACUUGAACUACUUCCUGUUUCUACAUUUCUCAUUCAAAGUCCUUUUCUCUUGAGGAAACAUUUUUCUCUCUCUUGUCCUUCGCAUCAUUCACAUAUUAAAACCCUGUAGAUGUCGCACUGUUAAUUGAACUUUUACUGAAGUGAAGCUGCACUGUCUCAAGAAGAACUGUUAGACUAAAGAUUGAAUGAUCAGCUUGUUAAAUAGUUAGCAAAAUGUUAAACAUUUGGAGUAUUUGGUUAUAGUGAAUAAUAUGCAAGGUUCUCCUGAUCAGAGGUUGACGCUAAUAGAUUAUUGAUGAAUAUUAAAAUGUUUUCUUAUUUAUGCAGCAACAAUCUUUUUAUUUGCACUGACUGUUUAGGAUUACUUUUUACAUGUCUUUACAAACUUGGUGCUCAUGAAAUUUUAAUUCCAAAAAAGUUUUAUUAAAAGUCAAAUUUAAUGAUGCUGACAGUUGCACAUCUGUGCCAUUGUAAUGCUACAGUGGCCUGUAACAUACAGCACAUGCUGGUCAGUGCUGUCAUCACUUCUUAUUGGAUAAUGGUGUAUAGCUCUUAAUCUGUGUUUUUAUUACAGAUCGUAUUCUCAAAGUAAACAUCCUUAUAAACCAUUUUAAACUGAAGACAAAAAGUCGUUUGUCAACAUGCAUCAAGACAAACGUAUGAAAUCACAGCAGGUAAGAGUAAAAGUAACAAUCACAGAUUAUGGAUAAAUAUUCAGAGGAUUUCAUGGGCAUAAGUUGGAGAUAAAAGCUACGACCAGUGUCAGCAGUUGCAGAAUCAGUAUUUUUUAAAGCUCUCAUAAGAAUGUGUUGGACAGAUCUAAAGCUUUUUAUGUUUUGUUUUUUGUAAUAAAACCUUUUGUGCCUGUAAAUACUUUCAAUCAUCAAAGUCAAAUAAUUGGAACAUGUCAGAUUUUAUGUCUAUUUGUAUCAGAAAACUAAAGUUAUGUGCAAUAAAUACUCUGGGGUUUUUCUUCUUUAA